CUUGACAGUUUUUCAGUGACAGUGACAGUUUUGUAAAAAAUUGUUGUUUUGUAUAGUUGUGUUUUGUAUAUAAAUGACGUCUGGCAAGGAUACAAUGGGUGAGCAACCUAUCUUCACAUGCAAGGCUCAUGUAUUCCACAUUGAUCCGAAAACAAAGCGGUCAUGGAUGCCGGCUUCAAGUACAGCAGUUAGCGUUUCAUUUUUUUACGAUUCUUCCAGAAGUUUGUACAGAAUUAUUAGUGUAGAAGGUCAAAAGGCUGUUAUAAAUAGUACUGUUACUCCUAACAUGACUUUUACAAAAACCUCGCAGAAAUUCGGACAAUGGUCCGAUGUUAGAGCUAAUACUGUAUAUGGACUAGGUUUCUCCUCAGAAGCUGAACUUCAGAAAUUUAUUGACAAAUUCAACGAAGUAAAAGAAGCCACCAGAUCUGCCAUAAGUAAGGUAACUGCCAAUGGUGGGACAGCAGUGACUCCAGUUACAAGUGCAAAUGCUAGUCCUAUAACUACCAGAGCUGCUACUGCUGCUCCUGAUCAGUCCGACAAUCUACUUGAACCUCCUGGUUGCGCUGCCAUGCCAGUACCUAGUAACGCCAAAGCAGAGGAUGAGGUGCCCCAUCCUCGCAGCCAUUCAAUCUCUGGCAUGCAAAGCAACGAGAGUCCUAGCCAUCAAGUCAAGAUGGAUAAAACUCAAUAUAUAACUGCUAACACCAACCCCAUCGAUAUGCAGUUGAAAUAUGAAAACGAUAGAUUGAAGCUCGCGUUGGCCCAAAGUUCUGCCAACGCGAAGAAAUGGGAGAUAGAGCUGGCAACGUUAAAAAGCAAUAAUGCUAGGUUGACUAGCGCCCUACAAGAAAGCACCGCUAACGUGGAUGAAUGGAAACGACAGUUGGCCAGCCUGAAGGAAGAGAAUAUGCGGAUGAAGGCGAAGUACCAGGCAGAUCUCGAGAACAGCAAAGGAGGCGGCGAUUUGGCAGACGAAUUACGAAAGGAAAUUCAAUCCCUGCGCAUUCGCGUGGAGCAACUAGAGUCCGAAUUGGAUAGCAAAAAUAAUGAAAUCAAACUUUUGGCUUCCUCCAACAGAACAUCUGAAAUUCAGUCCCUGCAGAAGGAAAACCAGGAACUGCAGAGCACAAUAAAACUGGCACAGUCGGAACUCGAAAUAGCCCUCAGCGCACACGAAUCUCAAAAGCAGGUGCUCCUCACGCUAAACCAGCAGCUCGCCUCGCGGAUCCACGAGCUGGCGACCAUCCACGACGAGAUGUCCACAGCGCUGCAGACGUGAGAGCUCAUCAGGGCGAGAUAGCAUUGUAUUAACGAACGCAUUUAUAUCGCAUAUGUAUAGGUCUGUGUCCAAAUCUCUCGCUUCUUGGGUUGUGUUGGAUGUUUUUUGACUAAACUAAACAAAAAGAUGUUCGUAUGUACCGUUAACAAAAAAUAGGUUGUAAUAUUCGUGCCAUUUUGUUUGAUGCUCAAAUGUCGCGUGCCAGUUGGUCGAGGUUAAUAUGGGAGAAAACUGCCGAGACUCAGUGAUUUUGAAUAUUUUAUAUUGCAAGGUCGACUAUACACGGCUGGAAAAUCCACACGGCCCAU
Molecule: messenger RNA, 1590 nt
Organism: Anoplophora glabripennis (Asian longhorned beetle)
Lineage: Eukaryota; Metazoa; Arthropoda; Insecta; Coleoptera; Cerambycidae
Product: homer protein homolog 2-like
Exons: 7
Coding region: 74-1282 (402 amino acids)
Biological process (GO): regulation of store-operated calcium entry; G protein-coupled glutamate receptor signaling pathway
Cellular component (GO): plasma membrane; dendrite; cytoplasm
Molecular function (GO): G protein-coupled glutamate receptor binding
Source: RefSeq, a predicted model, not a curated record